AUGUCCUUCGGGAGAUUAUGUAGUGUUUCAGUCGUCAAGCUCUUCCUGAGAGUUAAUAGUCCGACAGACUUAAUCCCUAGGCCGUUAGGAACAAGUGCUUCAACGGAACAAGCCAUAUAUCAAUCACAAGUGCGGUCAGUUCCAAAUACAAAAAGAGAAUAUCUAGAAAACUUGUUACUUCAGCAACCACUUUCUUCUCCUGAUGCUCGCGUUCUAAAGGUUGCCGUGAUAGGCUGUCCAAAUAGUGGAAAGUCAAGUUUGGUAAAUAUGCUUACCAAGUGGAAAGUUUGCGCGGUGUCUGGAAAAGCCCACACAACUCGGUCGAAACAGACAGCUACGUAUUUUCAAGAUAAUGUCCAGUUGGCUUUUGUCGACUUACCCGGAAUUGUUAGCAGAUCAAAAGCCUCCAGAUUUAAACUUGAGAAAACGUUCAUUCGGGAUCCACAUUCUGCUAUUUUUGAUUCUGAUUUAAUUCUUGUGGUUAUUGAUGUCAGUCAUAAGGAGUCACGCGAAGUACUUCAUGAAGAAAUCGUAAAAGCACUACAUUUCUUUAACGAUAAAGAAUCAGUAUUAGUACUAAACAAGAUUGAUAGAUUGUCUAAAAAUCCAACUAGACUAUUGGACAUAACUCGGAAACUUACUGGUGGCAUCGUACGUGGUCGACGUUCACAUAUUGAUAGAUAUGCAUAUCGGUUUAAACGUCAAGCACAGUUAGCUGACACAGCUCAUCAUCUCAUUCCUCCAAAUGAAUUGAUUGCAGCUAGAUUACCUGCUGUAUGCCACCAAACAACGAAUAAAUUUCUGGUGUAUAUGAAUAAUCUUCUGGCUGAAAUUGAAUCGACACAGGUUGACGUGGAUAUAACAAAUUCUAAGUUGCUACCAGAUAAUAUGGAAGAGAAAAAAUCACUAUCUGAUACCUUCCUAGAAGAUCGUUUUUUAACUGAAAUGGAAAAAAAACACAGGGAUACAUUUUUUGAUUGCCAUAACAUACCGGGAAAUGAUAAAUUAAUGCCUUCAGAUAGUCAAGGCCUUGAUAAAUCAAAGACUGAAAUCAACCAACAUCUUUUGAACACAUGUAGUGAAUCGAAUCGAAUUCUGAAUGCAAACAGUGAUUCAGAACAUAUAGAUUCUAUGUUGGAGACGUUAAAACAACAAUUAUUACUUCAAACAGCAUCACCUGAGGAAGUUUGCAAUCGUCGAAGUCGUUGGUUAGAAAUAACAAAAUCAACUAAAGGGGUUACAAAGUGGUUAGGUUUCAGCGAGGUUUUCAUGGUCUCUUCGUUUAUAGGCGAUGGGAUAGACAAAUUGAGGGACUUCCUUGUAUCCAAAGCUUUACCGACUCGCUCUUGGAUCCUACCUCCAACAAUUAUAACUGAUCAAGAACCAAGUGAACUCAUACGAAUGUGUGUAUGGUCACACUGUCUCAACAAAUUACAACAAGAAAUUCCAUACUCGUUGCAUAUUAUUGUAGAUGAUUGUGACAAGAUUAAACUGGACAGUGGUGAUGAUCGAGUAUACGUUCACGUCCGCAUACGAUGUAAAAAUGAACGUCAGUUAUUAAGUGUUUUAGGUAUGAAAGGAAAUACGAUAAAGGAGAUUUCAAGCGCUGUUAAACUGGAGCUCAUGACAAUGUUUAGAUGUAAUACGGUUGUAAAAAUAACUGCCGAGUUAUCCAAAAUCGACUCGAACAUAAAAAAGAAGCUUUGCCGCGCCCAAGAUUUUUCCGAGGUUUUUCCAGUAAAUGACAGACCGGGCAGUGUGAAUUGUUAUGAUUGGAUUUGCUUCUUAAAUAUUCAUUUUCCCAUUCUAGAACAGCAUUUAGAGGAUGCUUUAUAUAGCUAUCGCUACUGCAAUUGUCUCACAUUUCCUCUUGACUGCUUUUUAAAUGAGCAGUCUGCAGUUAUCGAUUACGAAGGAAACACUCGCACAUCCGUUACUUAUACUACCAUUCCAGAAGUAUGUGCCAAUUUGUCUACUGUUUGUGAAGUGUUUCUAUCUGGGUUGAAUUUUUCAAGAAAUUCAGCUUGUUUGGGUUGGCGCGAAUACUGUGAGCAGGAUUACAAAUGGAUUACAUAUAAACAAGUGAAUGAUAAAAUCGGUGUUAUACGAUCCGCUCUACAUGCUUUAAAAACCCGAGGUUCGUAUGAAAACCUCUUUGUUGGUAUUUCAUCAAAAAAUUCACCACAGUGGAUAAUGGUCGAAUUGGCUUGUACAUUCUCUGGUUAUACUAUUGUGCCAUUGUAUGAUACUUUAGGCGAGGAAGCUAUUUUAACUAUACUUAAACAAACUGAGCUCCCAAUAAUGUUUUGUGACUCAGUUGAAGUAGCACAACGUAUUUCUACAUUCGCACCUGACACUUUACAACACAUUAUCUUAUUUCCUAACUCGUCUACUGAUGCUAAGUCUGCUUCUGUUUCAUCAGUUAACAGUUUGGUAAAAAUUUACGACUAUGAAGAAUUCCUAGAGUUCAGUACUGGAGAACUCAUUUGCACUGAAACUCCAAAACCUGAGAGUUUAUUUAUGGUUUGCUAUACAAGUGGAAGUACAGGCAUUCCCAAAGGGGUGAAAAUCACACAUCAAUGUGUUGUAAAGACCAUUCAAAGUUUAUUUCAACGACUUGAAGGAGAUAUCUUUAAUAAUACUGCUUCACAUCUAUCUUAUUUACCUUUGGCUCAUAUAAUGGAACAAAUGAUUUCUCUGUCUACUCUCUUGGUUGGCGCGAGAAUCGGUUUUCUAACCAAGAAUAUUCAAGGAUUACUAGCCGAUUUACAAGCUGUCAAACCACAUUUCUUUUUCACUGUUCCUCGUGUUUUAUCUCGAUUGUAUUCCGUUGCAAUGGAAAAGGUUUCAUCUGUUCCUUUACUACCUAGCAUAUUCCAUUAUGCAGUUGAAUCUAAAGUUGCAGAACAAGAAAAAAAUAUAUACGAUAAUUCAAGUAUUUGGGACUUUAUAUUCUUCAAUAAAAUUAGACGAACUUUGGGUGGUCGUGUCAAAGUAAUAGUCUCUGGUAGUGCACCCGUUGCAAGUGAAAUUUUACGUUUUACACGGGGAGUUUUUGGCUGUCCAGUAAUAGUCGGUUAUGGUUUAAGUGAAUCAUGUGGCGUUAUUACGCUUACACUGUUUGGUGAUAAAACCCUGGAUCAUGUUGGUGCGCUUAUCCCAGGAGUUUCAGCCAAACUGGUAGAUGUACCGCAUAUGGGUAUCAGCGUUGACAAGAUGAAAAUGGGUGAAAUAUGUGUUAAAGGUCUAAAUUGUACUCAAGGGUAUUACAGGGAUGAAGAAAGCACAAAACAACUCAUUGACAAAGAUGGAUGGUUGCAUACUGGUGACAUUGGCAGUUGGACAAAAGAAGGUUCUUUAAAAAUUGUCGACAGGUGUAAAAACAUAUUUAAACUCUCACAAGGCGAGUAUAUUGCACCAGAACGAUUGGAAAAUAUCUACCAACUCAGUCCACUAAUUGAGCAAAUCUUCGUUGAUGGCAAUUCACUCAACGAUUUUCCAGUAGCUGUAGUUGUACCAAAUAUCAAAGAGUUGACUAAGCGCAUAGUGGCUAAGGCGAAUUUAAAUGACCCAUUGUUAUUGAACGGUAAUAAAGAAGAGACUGAGGUGUCUAAAUACAAUUUCAAUGAUUCUAUUCCAAUAGUAGAUACGUCAACACUAUGUUCACAGCCGGCAGCACGUAAAAUUGUUGUUUCAGAAUUAGAAAAUUUAGGAAGGAAAAGAGGACUAAAAGGAUUUGAGAUAAUUAAACGUGUUCACCUUUCUUCGUUUCCAUUCACUGUGGAAAAUGGUUUGCUCACCUCCAAUUUGAAAUUAGUGAGAUCUCGACUACGGGAAACAUUUUCAGAUAAAUUACAUUUAUUGUACGAAGAAGCGUGCUCAUAA
Schistosoma bovis is the source of this 3885-nucleotide messenger RNA. Lineage: Eukaryota; Metazoa; Platyhelminthes; Trematoda; Strigeidida; Schistosomatidae. The record is from the annotation of a GenBank genome assembly.